AUGGUGAUUCAGGUUUGUCUGACCUUUGCUUUGCUUUUGAAACAGAUUUCCUACCAUGGCAGUGAGGAAGGAGGGGAGAGUGAAGACUCCGAAGGUGAAAACCAAGAGCUAGCACAGAUUGACCGAGAGCGCCGGCGGAACUGCGCCUUGACCCCUCUAGCCACUAGCCAGCAGCACAACCAGGGCAUUCUUUCUCCCGCCCACUUACGGUGUCUCCGUUUAUUCCUGGACCCAAUCCUGGACCAUCACAGUUCCGAAGAGGAGCUUGAGCGCAUCGCAGGAGCUACGGCGGCCGAAGGGGGCCGAAAGUGGCACAGACAUGGAGACAUGAGCAGCGCCUUUAGUGACGAGGAGGUGAAGGACCUGUGUGGGCCAAAUGAAUCAUCGGCUGGACCUCGCUUGAGCGCCUCCUCUCCCAGCCCCGUUCUCUUCAGCUCCUCCCCUCCUCGAGCUCUCAAGCCUUCUCACACCCCAGCCCGCCUACCUGUCCGGCCCAUCAUUCUCAGCCACUUUGAACAACCUUCCAUGCCUUACUGGCGGCACCGGCCUGCUUACACAGGAGAACCUGGUCGCCCCAGCUUGGACCUAGAGAAAAUGCAGCAGCCCUGGUCCUUGAUGGAGCCUGAGCAUUCUGCUAAACAUCCCCUUUUUGUUCUUCCAAAGAAAGAAUAUCACACGGUUUGAAAUGAGGGUAAAUAAUGUAAAAAUGUUUAUUC
Messenger RNA from Sinocyclocheilus rhinocerous, 716 nucleotides. RefSeq lists its product as uncharacterized. Bases 1 to 684 code for a protein of 227 amino acids. Lineage: Eukaryota; Metazoa; Chordata; Actinopteri; Cypriniformes; Cyprinidae. The transcript has 3 exons. The record is from RefSeq and is a predicted model, not a curated record.